GCUGCAUCUGACACUCUUGCUCCCUUUUUUCUUUUUCUAGCAAAAUAAUUGUACAUGUCUUUUGAGCAAAAGUUCUCCUUUUUGUCUAUAUGGUGUUGUUUAAGUUUUAAGUCAAUAUAAACACUAAUUUUAUUUUCGUAUCCCAUUAGUCUAAUUUUUUUUUUGGACGGAUCUAAUGUAACACGUAAAUCCAAGUAGCUAUUUUUUUUUAAUUUAAUUGUGGUUUGAACGGCUAAAUAGGGAAAUAGUGGAAUUUGGUUAAUUGAUAUAUUUUUAUGCCCAUCUAAUGGAUACAGUAUUGUGUAAUGGGAAUCAUAAGAAUGAUAGAAUGGAGAAUGAGAAAAUAAAGCUAAAAGAGGACAGUUUAGACAUGUAAUAUGAAUUAGUUUAGAAAAGGUCUUUAAAUGCAACCUACUGGUUAGACAUUCAUUACUUACAUUCUUACUAAAUAUCAACUCAAUAAUAGGACUAUGCUGUAAAAGUCCACAGUUGUGAGUCUAUAUAUACCCUCCAUACCCCCUACAUCCCACACUUUGGCUGGAUUGCCCUCCCAUUUCCUAAACAAUGGACCACAUUCUGUCGGCGAAUUUUGAAGCGUAUGAGUCUGCAUUUGCUGUUGUCAGUCGUCCUUACGAGAUGACUGCUUCUGUGGCAGAAUUUUUCGCAACAAGGUUUGAUGUUGAACUUAGUAACAGGUGGUUGUUAUUUGACCCUGUUGGUAAUAGGCAUUCUGUCCAAUUUAUUAAGUGUCCUGUUAAGCCACAAAUUUCAACUGGGUGGUUUGAAAUCCGUCAUUUUUAUGGAUUGGAGGGGGUGAGAUGGUGUAUUUUGAGAUAUAAAGGAGGGUCUAUGUUCGAUCUAUUUGUUUACGGUAGAAAUUCACAAGAGAUAGACUACCACAGAGGGCCUCGAUCCAAACACUUAGAGUAUCCCCCUAUGUUAGAGCCCAUUGUAACAAAUGUGCCAGAAUGGAGAUUUUAUCCAUGUUAUUUCACAGUGCAACUUACGGAAAGCCAGUCAAAAGGAAGCCAGUUGAAUGUUCCUAAGCACAUUGCUUACUACCUUCGUAACUCUGAUGUUUUCCACUGGAUUCUAAGAGGGCCAUCUGGCAUUCAAGUGUUAUGUAGCAUACUUGCACCAGAACGAUUCAACUACGCUAAGAUCGGUAGAGGUUGGAAACUCUUCUGUGAACUGCAUUCUAUACAUACUGGACAAGUGGUAUCUCUUCUUUUUUCAACCGAAGAUAUCAAACUGGUGGAUGUUAUUAUCCACCCAUAUCAAGUGUAACAGCAUUUGCCUUUAUUUCGUUGCCACUUAUGUAUGAUGUAUCCAUAUAUAUGUAUGGUAACAAGCUUCCAUCUGAUGUAUAAUCCAUUAGGAUUAUUUUUUUUUAUUGCAAACUUCCUGGUAACCAACGUA
Lotus japonicus is the source of this 1419-nucleotide messenger RNA. RefSeq lists its product as uncharacterized. Lineage: Eukaryota; Viridiplantae; Streptophyta; Magnoliopsida; Fabales; Fabaceae. The transcript has 3 exons. Bases 565 to 1287 code for a protein of 240 amino acids. The record is from RefSeq and is a predicted model, not a curated record.